Hydractinia symbiolongicarpus is the source of this 1486-nucleotide messenger RNA. Its product is annotated as tetratricopeptide repeat protein 19, mitochondrial-like. The transcript has 9 exons. The record is from RefSeq and is a predicted model, not a curated record. NCBI's taxonomy places the organism in Eukaryota, Metazoa, Cnidaria, Hydrozoa, Anthoathecata, Hydractiniidae. Gene Ontology annotation, molecular function: protein binding. The coding region runs from base 93 to 1265 and encodes 390 amino acids. Gene Ontology annotation, cellular component: mitochondrial inner membrane. Gene Ontology annotation, biological process: mitochondrial respiratory chain complex III assembly.
GUAUUUUUAUGUUAUGUUUUUAGAGUGUAAAUACUAACAGUGGCCAUUGAAAAUGGAGGAAUUUUUUAUGAAAUAAUUUUUCUUUAACAAAAAUGUCAUUAUCAAAGACGUAUUUAGGAUUGAAUGAACUCAGACAAGUAUGUUUACGAUGUCUCUCCAACUCAAGUUCUACCUAUCCAAGAUUUUAUAACACUACCCAUAAUAACAAAUGGAGUUCUAUAAAGCUCAGAAAACAGACAUUUUCCAUAAAACCAUUUUAUGUGUCAAAAAGAACAACCACAACUGGACCUCAAAGUGUUCUUCCAAUAACUGAAAUUAUUACAAAAGACAGAAUAAUUCUUUUGGGACUUGGAGUUGUUGUUGUGGGAUGCUUAGUUGGUUAUGAAAGAAUUAGCGCACAAAACAGAGAACAUAAAUUAAUGGUGAAAAAGUUGCAUUCCACUGUUCUAAAUGCACAGAAUGCCGUCAAAGAAGAAAAAUAUGAAGAAGCAGUACAGCAAUAUCGCGAAGCAAGGAAACUUGUUGAUCUUGUUACAAUGAGUAGCUCAAGUGUACAACAUAAAGUUAUUUUAAACAUUGUAGAUCAACUUGGACACUUGUUAUAUGAGUUAGGGAACUGGGAAGAAGCUGAAAUAUUUUUAAAAGAAACUGAAAGUGUGAUGCUCGAUUGUGGAGUACAAAAGGAUGACGAUGUGUACAUAGAAGUGAUGUUGCGGUUGGCAAAAAUAGAUUCUGUUUCCAAUAGAAAAGAGGAAGCACUUGAUCGAUUUAAAUUUUGUAUCAGCAACUUGGAAAAGAAAAUUUCUGUACAAGACAUCUAUAGUGAAGAGCAUUCUGAAAGAUUAACAUUAUAUGGUAUGUUGUUAACUGAAUAUGGCACGUUCACAAGGGCGUUAGGAAUGCUGGAUGAAUCCGAAAAAGCAUUUUCUAAAGCUUUAAAUAUUUGUCGGAGUGUGUUGGGACCAAAUCAUGAACAGACGUCUGUUUUGGCAAACGACUUAGCAACUGUCUACGACGAGAAGGGGAGAUACAACAAAGCCAUUAGAUUGGCCGAGAAAGCAAUUAAAAUUGCAGGCGAGACUGCACCCGAAAAUCUUGCCACUUAUAAAUAUAAUUUAGGUCAUAUAUUAAUGCACCAAGGAGAUCUUGGUCGAGCGAGAAAAUCUCUUCGUGAAGCUUUGCAACUGGCAGAAGAAAACGAAGACACAGAGACAAAAGAAUUAGUUGAGUCAAGCAUUAUGAAGCUUGAUGUACCUUCUUCUUGAAAUUUACUUGUUUUUAAUGCUGAUCUUACGUAAAUAUAACUUGACUUGUAUGGCGGUUGGUUCGUUGACGAUCUGCACUAGUUUCAUGUGUGAUGAAGUGCUAAAAUAUAACAGGUGUGGAGGAGAGCUGUGGUGCACAUAGGUGGAGGACAGUUUAAAAUUGAAUUAUUCCUGUAUAUGCUUUCAUAGUAGAGAAAUAUUUAAUAACUUUUAACCAGUUA